AGCAAUAUCUGGUUGAUUGUUUUUGUGUCUGGACCGUCUACCGCCCGACCACUUACCUGUGCUGCUCGUAUCUUGCAUACUUUGUUACCUUUGUCAGUCCUCGAUACCGAUCUGUCGCGAAAACAUAGAAAUAUACAUCAACACUCACGCGAGGCAAAGUAAUUGGUAAUAAAAUCCCCCUGAGAUCAGCGCCCGCAAGGUUCUAGUGCCAUGACAGCGCCCCCACAGACUCCUCUUGGCUACAGCCACGACCCCCCUUCAGGACACAAAACACACUUCUGCAUCUCAUGCCAGUUCCCAAUAGCAGUGUACGCAAGACUCUACCCUUGCCUUCAUACGUACUGCCUGGGAUGCGCGACGGACAUGGCAACGUGUUUCAUAUGCCAUGCCAACAUUGCGCGUUUGGAACGGAUACCCAAGUCGAGAGAGCACAAGAUGUUCAUCUCACCCCUGACGUUGCAGAGCUUUAAAAGUGAGGAGGACCUGGCCACGCACACCCGACGCGCCCACCAUCAGCUGCUCAGCUCCGAAGCCAUCCGCAAUUCGGGCCGCCCCAAACAGCCGCAGCAGCAACAGCAGCAGCAGCAGGACGCCGCCGCUGCGGCAGCUCACCAGCAACAGCUGCCAUCCCAGCAGCAGCAGCAGCAACAACAACAACAGCAGAUGCAGCAGCAACAGCAGGCGCAGCAGCAGCAACAGCGGAUGGAGCAUGGGGCCCAGCACCACCACCAGCAGCAGCAACCGCAGCAACGACAGCAACAGCAGCCGCAGCAGCAGUUCCCUCCACCGCCACGUGUGCCGCCACCCCAGCCGCCGCCGCAUCCGCCACCCAUGCAAAUUGCAUCUCCGCAGUCAAACUCCCAGCAGCAGCAACAACAACAACAACAACAGCAGCAGCAACAGCAGCUAGCCCUGCAGAUGCAGGGCAUUGCUGCGGGAAUGGCCCCCCAACAGGCCGCAGCGGCUGCGGCCAUGCUCAACGCGCUGACGGGCGGACAGCACAUGAUGCCUGGGGCGGCAGCGGCACUGGGGAUGCAGCAGAUGCAGGGCAUGUUGGGGAUGCAGGGCAUGCAAGGAAUGCAGGGUAUGGGAGGGCUGCAAGGCCAGAUGGGGAUGCAGGGGCCCAUGGGGAUGCAGGGCACGGGAGGGAUGCCCACAGGCAUGCCCAUGCCAUUCCCCUUCCAGUAGAACGCGCUAGAGCCGUGGCUUGGGGGUUUCUGGGUUAAGAGGUUAAAGCGCUUUGUUCGAGUGCUUGCGUUGCCGCCUGAUGGGUGUGGUUAGGGCAAGAGAAGCGAGAAGUGAAGUGGUGCCAUACGUUGUUGUUGUUGUUAACCGGCAAGGCGGUUGCCCGUACGUCGGUGGAAACCCCGCUGCGGAAGCGGCUGAGGUCAAAAGGGAGGCGCAGUCGAAGUGCCGUGGAGGUGGUGCGGAAGGGCAGCAAUGGUAGUGCGGAAGGUUCCAAGGGAGGCGCCCACAUCGCGACAUGGGACAUGCCUGACCAGCUAAGAGCGCCCGUAUGGGGUGAACGUGUGAGGGUGUCAUCAGCCCGCUCGGGGCCUAGCAAGCUAAUUUACGAAGGGAAGACACGAGCGGGCGGAUGGGAUGGUAUGUUUGAUUGGUUGGCAUGGUUGGCUUCUUCCGCCUGGACGGGAUGGCCUCCUCUGCGUUGAGGAUGUAACAUCAUCCAAACGA
This is a messenger RNA of Astrephomene gubernaculifera, 1692 nucleotides long. NCBI's taxonomy places the organism in Eukaryota, Viridiplantae, Chlorophyta, Chlorophyceae, Chlamydomonadales, Astrephomenaceae. The record is from the annotation of a GenBank genome assembly.